Messenger RNA from Aricia agestis (brown argus), 3159 nucleotides. RefSeq lists its product as uncharacterized. Bases 386 to 2620 code for a protein of 744 amino acids. The record is from RefSeq and is a predicted model, not a curated record. Lineage: Eukaryota; Metazoa; Arthropoda; Insecta; Lepidoptera; Lycaenidae. Gene Ontology annotation, cellular component: membrane. The transcript is spliced from 11 exons.
AGCAGUUGGUAAAUACCGCGUAACAGCAAAAUGCGCAAAAUUGAGAUAUUGUGCCAGUCGAUUCGAAACGCAUAUUGGCUUAUAUUAGGCUUCACAGAAUUUAAAUUAUCCAAUUAGAAACGUACAUUUUGCCAUCGAAACAAUACCGCGGAACAGUAGGCGGCCGGAAGUUAGAAGCAAUUCCGCGUAUUUACUACAGCGGCAAGAAAAAUAUAUCGAAAAUAGUAAAGUGCUCCCAGAAAUAACUAUUUUUCUGAGAUAAACCACCACAUCCACCUUUCCCAUGACUCGAGAAAAUACAGAAGAAUCAAUGCUCUGCUUUCUACUACUGAGCUAUCCUACGUGAAUACUUAAAAUAAUCUUAAAUAGUAAAAAAUAAAUCAAAAUGCAUUUUCUAAAAUCAUUCUUCAAGAGGAUCACGGAUGAUCUGAAACAGAAGAAGCUGAUACCUCUGAAGAUAUUGUUUUUUGUUCAUGUCUCCACGCUGACAGUGCUCUACCCGUACCUGACGAUCCACAUGCGCGAGCUGGGCAUAGAUGUGGAGGAGACGGCCAUCAUGUCCGCCGUGACACCUGUCAUCUCCAUCGUCAUGCCGCCGCUCGCCGGCAUGCUCGCCGACAAGAUCGGCAACUUCAGGUUACUCCUAGCACUAUCUUCAGCGCUGGGCGGCGCGUCAGCUCUCCUGCUGCUAGCAGUUCCUGUUGGUCGGAUCACAUUGACGUUCCCAUCAGAGGUAGACCUGCUGGUAUCCUGUGACGCAUCAGCAUUAAGAUUGGAACACGUCAGGGAAUAUCCGUGCGUGCCGAAACAUCCGUAUGCGUAUGAUAUCAAUCUUACCGUGUUAUCAUGCGGUUUUGUUUGCGAUCUACCACUCGGGCUGUCGCAAGAGGACACGGUACACAAGAACUCGUACGACGUCCACCUCGAGUCGCUCAACAGCCAGCGAAUCGUCUUUCGCAACACCGUCUCAGCACCAUUGACUCUGAAAGAGAAACCCCUGAAGGAGCACAGCAAAUCUGAAGUUAUAGAAAGCGACCCCUUCUUCAACUCGACUGCUUCUAGGGUGUCGGACGGCCAAGUUUUCUUCCCCACUCCCCACUUGUUCGACAUCUUUUGCACCCACGAUGACAACAACGCGACGUGCACUUUCGGCAAAGUUCUCAACGAUUUUGGUGAGAACGCCAAACAGAUGCAGUACAAGGUCCGAGUGUCCCACGAUGCUCAGAAGGACAACGAUGUCCGAAGUUAUUGGGUUAAUGCAGUUUCCUUCGGCAACUAUUCUGAACAUCAUCAGGACUUUGAUGGAAUAGAUAAUACUGUUUGCUACGAUAGCUUUCCCCAGGAUAAUGAAAGUGAGAAAGUGUGGGUGCGAGUUGGUCCCAGACGUCUGACAGAGUGUACGGCGGCGUGCGCUGCGGUCGUCCCAAGAAAAGCUCUCUGUGACAACCAGCAGCAGAGGAUUGAAAUAGACCCAGUGUUCACGUUUUGGACUUACUUAGCUGUUCGCGUCUUCAUCGGCAUCAUCAGCGGCACCUCGUUCGCCAUGUUCGAGGGCGCCGUGAUAGCCAUCGUCCGCGACCAGCGCGCUGACUACGGCCUGCAGCGGCUGUACGGCAGCAUGGGCGGCAUGAUCUCAUCCCCGCUCUCCGGUCUGAUGAUAGACUAUGCCAGCAGGGGGAAGGGGUAUACGGACUUCAGGCCGGCCUUUUACCUGUAUGCAGUACUGAAGGUGCUCUCUGGCGUGUUGAUGUUGAGCAUCGACCUGGAGUUCAAGCAGCCGGCUCAGAACCUGCUGACUGAUGUCCUACACGUGUUCAAGAAUGUCGAGCUGGUUGCGCUGUUCACUGCGUGCUUUGUUAUGGGUACCGCGUGGGGCUAUAUCGAGAGCUUCCUGUUCUGGCUGCUGCAGGACCUGGGCGCGUCGCGGUCGCUCAUGGGCAUCACGAUUACGGUGGGCGGCGUGGCCGGCCUGCCGCUGCUGGUGCUGUCCGGGCCCAUCAUCAACAGGGUCGGCCACGCAAAUGUCAUAUUUGUGGGCUUCGUGUUCUAUGCUAUACGACUUUUGGGCUACUCGCUCAUCUACAACCCGUGGCUGUGCCUGAUCUUCGAGGCGCUGGAGUCGGUGACGUCGUCGCUGUCGUUCACGGCGGCGGUGACGUACGCGGCGCGACUCUCCUCCACCACCACCGACACCUCCGUGCAGGGCCUGCUGGGCGGGCUGUACUACGGCGUCGGCAAAGGAUCAGGCAGUCUGAUCGGCGGAUACCUCAUGAAGUUCAUCGGUACUCGGCCCACGUACCAGCUGUUCGCCGGUGCCACCCUCAUCACUGGCUGCAUCUACUACCUAUUCAACAAGUUCUACAUCGGGGACAGAAAAAUGAACGAUGACAACGACAUCUGCAAAAAGAAACACACGGACGUGGAGGCCACGAACAAAACCACCAAACUCGAAAUCUCGCCGCUAGAUGUCGCCAGCAAGAUAGAACCUAAAAGUUACGAUGUCUCUAAGAAUGAUGCUCCGGAGAAUGUAGAUGGCGGCAGUGAUUCUGGCGUGGAUAAUCCCGCCUUCAACGACGAAGAGUCGAAUCGGAAGAAGAAAGAUGAAGAGAAAGCCGUAUGACAAUGUACAGUGUGUAAGAAAAGUUGAUUCAUUGGCGUGUCUGAUCAUAAUUUGGUCGCGUUAUGUGAACCCCGGACGACAGAACAUUGAAUUGAUAAAACCUGACCAAAUUAUGCAGGUCAUUCCUUUGAAUCAAUUUCUUCGAAGGUACAAAGAAGCUAUUGAAACUUUAAUGAUCUGUACUUUUGACAGGAAUUAAGGGUCUAAUGACAUGUGAUAUUUUUAAACAACAGCCAAUAUUUUUAUUUAUGUAUACACUACUUUGAAUAUUAUAUUUUGGGGCCUCUUUACGUUGGUUCAUGAUGGACCAAUACAAGCAAUUACGAUCGUGUAGAGGAGCAUAUUCGUUUAUGAUUGCCUAUGAUCGAUGAUUGAUUACUGUAUGAUUGUAUUAGCUCCGUGGGUAUAAGAACAGCGUUGCCAGAUUUUUUUUGUUCCAAGUCGGGACUUGGAACUUUUUGAGUGAAAAUAUAAAAGUCGGCCAAACGCGGGACAUAGUAAAAAAAAUGUAUAAAAUCAAAAUUUUUCGAAUUUUUAUC